GGAGAGACAGCAUUAAUGUUUGCUGCCAGGUUUGGACGCCUGGAGAUCUGUCGUCUCCUCAUUGAUAGAGGAUGUAAGAUCGACAUCACAUCAAACCGUGGAUUCACAGCUUUACAUUAUGCUGCUGAGGAGGGAUAUCUACAGAUCACAAGAUGUCUGGUAGAAAGAGGUGCCAGUCCCUUGGUUACAACACAUAAGGGUAAGACUCCAUACGAUCUAGCAGCAAAAGAAGAAAAGGGGCAGUAUAAUGAAGUGAUGGAAUACUUACAGACUGUCAUGUCAGAGAAAUCUUCAGGUGUGACUGCUGGACAAGGGAUAGAAGAUGAUGUAGUUCCAACUGAAAUAAAAUUAAUGGCUGACAAAAGAUCUAUUGAUUUGUACUUAAAAUUACUCGAGUCAGGGUCUGAGAAAAAGAGGGACAUACGUUUAGUAGUUGUUGGAAAACAAGGCGCUGGAAAGACAUCAUUGAUUAGAAGAUUGUUUGGUGAAGACAUUACAGAUGUAACCAGUACAAAUGGAAUCAAAAUUCACAAAAUAAAAUGCAAAGCAAUGUCUGAUGAUGGCAUAUGGAAUAAGUUAGAUGAAAAAUAUGAAUUAACUGAAACUCUUGGAAGACUAUUGAAAGAAUAUGAGGAACAACGUCACGACAAGGCAGCUAAAGAAAAACUAGUAGAAUCACACAUGGCCAUUAAGGACAAAAGACCAGCAAUAUCUUAUGAUGAAUCAAUGAAAUCAGAGACGGUAUCCAUGGAACCUAAAAUAAUAAAACCUCUAGAUGAACCUCUAGUAACACCUCAGCAGUCCAGCCAAUCCUCUGAACAAGCAGCAAGGGAUUUUGAAACCAUGCUAACCGCUAAGUCUAAAGUUGAUGUACACGACAAAGAGGAAUAUGCCACAUUUUUGCUAUGGGAUUUUGCAGGGGAUGAAGAAUUUUACCACACACAUCAAACCUUUUUGUCCCAAGAUGCAAUGUAUCUUGUUGUAACAAAACUCAAUGAAGCAGAUGAUUCUAAUGCACAAGCUUUAUUCCGACUCUGGAUUGACUCAAUACAUUGCUACAGUAGACUGGAAGAGGGAAAUAUAUCGGAUGACAAGACGACAAAGUCAGGUUAUCUUGAUCCACCAAUAGUUAUUGUUGGUACAUGGAAAGAUGCUGUAGAAGCCUCAGCAGCAGAAACGGUCGAAAAAGCAUACAAAGAAAGCCUGUUAAAAUACACCAAUGAACUAGCAGAUGAUGAACGUGGUCAUUUAAGGUGUGAAUACUUCAUUUCCAAUAAAGACGAUGAAUGCAUUGUAUUUCAGCAGAUACGUCAGAACAUUUUAAAUUUAGCCAGAGGAAUGAGAACCUGGAACAUAAAAUAUCCGUUAAAAUUCAUUCAACUGGAACAACGACUUCAAAAAAAGAAAGAAGAGUUACCAAUCAUUUCUUAUCAUGAAAUGAAAGACAUUUCAACUAAUACACCAGAGCCUUUAAGUGAGGAAGAACUGAUAUUGUUUCUAAAAUUUCACCAUGAACUCAGAGCUUUAGUGUAUUUCAAGGAUCUAUCCGAAUAUAUCAUUUUAGAUACACAAUGGUUGUCUGAUGCUUUUAGAUGUAUAGUAACAGCACAGAAAUUUCGAAUUAAUAUCAGAAAUCAAAAAGAAUGGAAUGAUUUUUUUCAACUAGGCAAAUUAAAAAAUGCAGUUUUAGAAGAUAUAUUUAAAAAUGAAACAACAAUUUUGUAUGAACAUAAAGACUUUAUCUUGAAAGUUAUGGAGAAAUUUGAUAUAAUUAUACAUCCAAACAAAUCAGAGGAUGUUGAUGAAAACCAUUGUUACUAUGUACCCUGUAUGAUAAAAGAACAAUGCCCGUGUGACAUCUACCAAAUGUUUAAAGUGCCAGAAGAUACUCAUCACAGGUCCACUUGGUUGUGUUUCAAAUUUAAGUUUCUACCACCACAUCUUAUGAAUCAUUUAAUUGCAUCACUGAGCCGGAGGUAUGCUAUAGCACAAGUCGGUAUAUCAAAUCAGAAGAAAAUGCAGAUUGCUAUUUUCCGGAACAUUGUGGUCUUUGAGUUACAUAAGACGAAAUUGAGAAAAUUGCUGGUAACGACAUGUCCAAAUGCAAUACAGAUACAAGUUUUAGAAUUUGGGAAAGUUAUUGAAGGAGGGUUGUUCAAGGACAUCGCUGACUUAGUUGAGAUGGAAUUAGAAAAGAUAAUUCAUACGAGAUUCAACAUGUCAAAUGUAAAAUUUGAAAAAAAGUGGGAAUGUGGUCUAACAAAACCAGAGUUUGUUACAGGUAUCAAUGACUUUGAUGGAGAGCAGAUGACAGAAUACUACUGUGAAACAUGUAAAAAAAAACACAAGUUCGUGGAUGAAUGGUCAGGUUUACAAACGAAAUCUCUAAGCUUUCUCCAUUGUUCUAAUGAUGCUGAACACUCAAAUCCUCAUCUAGAACCCCCCAGGAACAAAACAAGAAUGUCGACGAAGAUACGUUGCUCCUUGCAAGCUGGUAUGCAAGCAUUUUCAGAUGUAACUGAAGAGUCAACUAGAACAGGCAGUUUGACUGGGUUUUCAAAGGGGGAGAUCAAUUUUGCAAAGAUGGGGAUGAUUGUGCUGAAUAUUCUUGCUGAUGUUUUAUAUGAUCUAUUGAGGUCAGAUAAACCUCACCUGCCUCAUAGGAGUGAUUGUGAUAUAACGUACUUGUACAAGGCACACAGAAAUCUUAAUAAGAACAUUCCUAGUAAUCGAUGGGGAGGAACAUGGCAGAAUAUUCAGGUUGCAGACAUAGCUAUUGGAGAUGAUAUUGAACGCAUACGACUUUUACGGAAUGACCUACAACACUCGAAGAAAUUCACACUUGAUGAUAUACGUUUUAAUGAGUUUUACAUUAUAAUUGUUGAUCUUGUGGGAAGAUUCGAUUUACAUAAUAAACCAACAACGUUGUACACAGACCAACUAAAAGAAAUAAUGGACAAACAAGUUUCUAAAGAGGAAAUGAAAUGUAUUAAGCAACAGUUUAUAAGUGAAUUCAAAUUAGAAGUGGCAAUUGAUAUUGAAAUGGAACAGCAAUGAAUAUAUAUCACCAUAAUAGAACAUUAACUCGUAACCACCAUUGUAUACAUUGUAUACAACUGCUGUUGAAGGCAUUAAUAUGUUAUAGCUGGAAAGGGCAUACUUUAGUCAGUGUACCAACUAUAAAAUUUCAAACCUAAAUAAUGAAAACCGAGGAUGUAUGAUGCUUACACAAGUCUAGACCUAUAUUACCAAAAGUGACAUAAAAAAAAAUCUAAUCUUCUAAGUUAAAUUUUGCCUAAGGGAGUUAGAACCUUAGUUUUGUAAUAAUUACUGAAUUUGUUUAUGGAUAAUUUAGAAUCUGGAGCCCUGACUACUGGGUAAGAUGUUAUCCUCAGCAGGGAUGUUGACACACAACUAGUAUAUUGGAAUAACAAUUUUUAAAUGUGCAAAUUUCGAGAGAAGUAUGUAAUUCAUGUGUAAGACUUAUCAUGUUAAUAUAGAAAAUUAUGUGUUUUAUCAUAUUUACGGCUGUAUAUUACAAAAAAACAAUAUGUUUGUUUGAUUCAUGGUUUUUUCAACUUUGCCACAUAAUGGAAGAUAACUCAGAUAUAAGAGUAGGUAAUUCAGAUAAGAUAACUUGUAUAAUAGAAUGUGUUGUGAAUUUACAUAUUUCAUUAUGUAGCAAGAAAACGAGUCCAGUGAUCCCAUUUUUAUCUUUGUAUACGACCGCAAAGAUGUUUUUGCAGUCGUAUAUUGGUAUGACGUUGGCAUUGUUGUCGUCCAAAGACACAUUGGUUUUCGCAGUUAAACUUUAAACUAAGUGAAUGGAUCUCUAUGAAAUUUUACCACAAGGUUUAAUUCUACAAAAGGAAGGUUGGAUUGAUUUUGGAGGUAAUAUGGUACCGACAGAUAAGGAAUUAGGGGCCAACAAUAAGCAUUUUUGUAACUUCCAGACAAUAACUUGUGUGUAAGUGUAUAGAUCUCUGACAUUGUACAACAAGGUUCAAUAUCACAAAGGGAAUGAUGGGAUUGAUUUUGGGGGUAAUUGUCUCAAAAUUUUAGGAGUUAGGCAAAAUACAAGCAUUUUUCUAGUAUCAUGACAAUAACUUGUGUAUCAGUGUAUGAAUCUCUCUAAAAUUAUACUGUAAGUUUUCAUAUUACAAAGAAAUGGUUAGGAUUGACUUUGGGGUGUUUUGGCUCAAACAAUUUAGGAAUUAGGAGCAAAAAAAGGGGAAAAAAAGUUUUUUUUUCUGGUUAAAGGACAAUUGAGACAAUUUAAAAGCAGUGUAAUGGAGGUAAUCCAACUCAAUUUAAACAACAAUGUUUGAUUACCUCCCUUACACUGCUUGUAAAUGUUGGGGGUUAAUAUUUAACAGCAUAGUGUAUUGCACACACGCAAACAAAUGGGGUGUUUUUUUUUAUUUAUUUGGUGUUGUUUUUGUUUUUUUGGGGG
Mytilus trossulus (common blue mussel) is the source of this 4453-nucleotide messenger RNA. RefSeq lists its product as uncharacterized. The coding region runs from base 16 to 3057 and encodes 1013 amino acids. Gene Ontology annotation, cellular component: nucleus. NCBI's taxonomy places the organism in Eukaryota, Metazoa, Mollusca, Bivalvia, Mytilida, Mytilidae. Gene Ontology annotation, biological process: positive regulation of transcription by RNA polymerase II. The transcript has 12 exons. Gene Ontology annotation, molecular function: transcription cis-regulatory region binding; GTP binding; protein binding. The record is from RefSeq and is a predicted model, not a curated record.